Molecule: messenger RNA, 3157 nt
Organism: Juglans microcarpa x Juglans regia
Lineage: Eukaryota; Viridiplantae; Streptophyta; Magnoliopsida; Fagales; Juglandaceae
Product: probable methyltransferase PMT27
Exons: 8
Coding region: 371-3157 (928 amino acids)
Cellular component (GO): endosome; trans-Golgi network; cytoplasm
Molecular function (GO): methyltransferase activity
Source: RefSeq, a predicted model, not a curated record
AUACCGUGAUUGGGGUUCUCGAUCCGUCUCGUGACCUUGCUAUUAAUUCUAACAUUCUUCAUAUCUAAAGCCCGAUUAAUCCUCGUCUUUCUUGCAAUAUCAUAGCUAGUCUGCGGCCUUAAAUCAGAUAACAAAUUUCCCUUCUCCUACUCCCAUGGAUCUUGAGAUAUUCCAAGUUAAGAAUGCUUCUGUCUGAUCUCCAAGUGAUUCCACGUUCAUCUUCCUCCUCCACAAACAUAACCCAAAUCCUCUCUCCCACCAAAACAUUUUCCAUUUUCAUCAUCAUACUCGAUCUACGAGCUCAAACCCUCUUAUCCUCUCUCUCUCUGUCUCUCUCUCUCUCUCUCUCUCUAGCUAACAGAUCAAGAACAUGGCGUUGGGAAAGUCGCGAAAUAGCAAGCGGUCUUCCUCAUCAUCUUCAUCUUCAUACGGAUCCACAAUAACAAUGGUGGUGUUUCUAGGGCUGUGUGUUUUGGCGAUAUGGAUGCUAACCUCCAACUCUGUAACUCCCCCACAAAAUGCCAGUGACAAUAUUGCCACCAGUACUAGUACUCAAGAAGAUGAAUCCACCACCAGGUCCGAUGUUAAAAAAGAUUCUUCUGCUUUUGAAGACAAUCCAGGUGAUCUCCCUGAUGACGCCAUUAAGUCUGAUGAUCAUCGUGAGGAAUCUAAGGACGACAUGAGUAAGUCUCAGCCAGAGGAUCAGAAGUUGGAUUCAUUGCCAGGUGAUUCGAAGGACCCGAACGUAGUCAAUUAUGCUGUCGAUGGUGUAAAUGAAAAACAAGAAAGUUCACAAGAUUUACAGGAGAAAGAAUCUUCUAAAGAGCAAGAAAAGCAAAAGGAAAAUGAAAAGCAGAUAUCUGAAGAAAGCUCUUUCACUGAAAACCAAUUAGAAGCCGUCGAAAGCCAGAAAAUGGGUAAAGAAGAAACUGAUCAAGGAAAUCAAAAGGUUGACGAGAGCACUAACACUAAAACUCAGUCACAAGAAUCAGAGAACCAAAUGCCUAAUGAAGAUCAACAGCAACAACAAUCUUUUGAAAGCCAGGAAAACAAAAAUCCUUCGGAGCCUCAGAAUCAAAUACCAAGUGGAGAUCAAGAACAACGUCUACAACAGCAGAAAAGUGAAGAUGAAAGCUCCCAAGAAUCUAAGAACGAUGAAGGUCAAAUACAAGAAAAACAGAAAGAAGACACUGAAAAAAAAGAAGAAAACCACGAGGUUCCACAGAAACAACAAACACAGCAAGAAUUUCAAGAUGAGACUAAUGAGGUACCCAAAGAAUCCCACGAAGUAGACGAGAAUCAAGAAUCUGAACAAAACAAAGGUGAAACUCAAGAAGUCCAACUACAAGAAGAGAACAGCUCCAUCCAAGAAGCCAAAGAGGAGAAGACAGAAAGUAAGUCCGUAGAUUUAAAUGCAGGUGAGGCAUUUCCAGGUGGGGGGAACACAGGGAUUCCAAAAGAGUCGAAGGAGUCAAAGAAGUCGUGGUCGACUCAAGCAGCUCAAUCUGAGAACGAAAAAGAAAGACGCAAGGACGAAUCUAACGUCAUUGGGAGCAUCUACGGCUACACGUGGCAUCUGUGUAACGUCACGGCUGGUACUGAUUACAUACCUUGUUUGGACAACGAGAAAGCAUUGAAAAAAUUACGCACGACCAAACACUUCGAGCACCGAGAAAGGCAUUGCCCUGAGGAGGGACCUAUGUGUCUGGUCCCACCACCAGAGUGGUACAAAACGCCCAUCAUGUGGCCCAAAAGCAGAGACAAGAUAUGGUAUCACAAUGUGCCACAUGCGAAGCUCGCAGAGGUGAAGGGACACCAAAACUGGGUGAAGGUGACGGGUGAGUUCUUGACAUUCCCUGGUGGAGGGACCCAAUUCAUACAUGGCGCGCUCCACUACAUUGAUUUUCUUCAACAGUCGAUACCUAACAUUGCAUGGGGGAAGCACACUCGAGUGGUUUUGGAUGUUGGCUGCGGGGUUGCUAGCUUUGGCGGUUAUCUUUUUGAAAGAGAUGUUCUUACCAUGUCUUUUGCACCCAAAGAUGAACACGAGGCUCAAGUUCAGUUUGCCCUGGAAAGGGGAAUACCUGCAAUAUCUGCUGUCAUGGGUUCCCAGCGGCUUCCGUUCCCAAGCAGGGUCUUUGAUCUUGUGCAUUGUGCACGCUGCAGAGUGCCUUGGCAUGCAGAAGGUGGCAUGCUUCUUUUGGAGUUGAACCGAGUUCUAAGGCCAGGAGGUUAUUUCGUCUGGUCGGCUACGCCCGUGUACCAGAAGCUCAAAGAAGAUGUGGAAAUCUGGAAAGAAAUGUCUUCACUUACGAACUCCAUGUGUUGGGAGCUUGUCACCAUCAAGAAGGAUAAACUUAAUUCAAUUAGUGCUGCAAUCUAUCGCAAACCAAGCUCAAAUAAUUGCUAUGACCAAAGAAAGCAGAAACGUCCACCAAUGUGCAAAAAUGAUGAUGAUCCAAAUGCUGCCUGGCAUGUGCCUCUGCAGUCAUGCAUGCAUCGAGUGCCUGUUGACGAGGCUGAGAGAGGAACCCAAUGGCCAGAGGCUUGGCCUCGUCGAUUGCAAACACCUCCUUACUGGUUAAAUAGCUCCCAAAUGGGUAUAUAUGGGAAACCAGCCCCGCAAGACUUUGCAGCAGACCAUGAACACUGGAAACAAGUGGUGAGCAAGUCAUAUGUGACUAGUUUGGGUAUCACUUGGUCCAAUGUGAGAAAUGUCAUGGACAUGAGAGCUGUCUAUGGAGGGUUUGCUGCUGCUCUGAAGGACCUUCGAGUAUGGGUGUUGAACGUGGUGAACAUAGACUCGCCAGAUACGCUUCCCAUAAUCUAUGAACGAGGCCUUUUUGGGAUAUACCAUGACUGGUGUGAAUCCUUCAGCACGUACCCACGCACUUAUGACCUACUGCAUGCGGAUCAUCUUUUCUCAAAGCUGAAAAAGAGGUGCAAACUUGCUCCUGUAAUGGUAGAGGUGGAUAGAAUAGUCAGACCUGGAGGCAAGUUGAUUGUUCGUGAUGAGUCGAGCACAAUUGGGGAAGUUGAGAACUUGCUGAAAUCUUUGCACUGGGAGGUUCAUUUAACCUUCUCCAAGAACCAAGAAGGGAUGCUCAGUGCCCAGAAAGGUAAUUGGCGACCGGAUACAUAUGUAGAGCCUUCCUAA